Molecule: messenger RNA, 2604 nt
Organism: Calliphora vicina (urban bluebottle blowfly)
Lineage: Eukaryota; Metazoa; Arthropoda; Insecta; Diptera; Calliphoridae
Gene: polo
Product: Serine/threonine-protein kinase polo
Exons: 6
Coding region: 255-1985 (576 amino acids)
Biological process (GO): protein phosphorylation; mitotic spindle organization
Cellular component (GO): centrosome; spindle pole; nucleus
Molecular function (GO): ATP binding; protein serine/threonine kinase activity; protein binding
Source: RefSeq, a predicted model, not a curated record
GUGUGUGAUUUUUAGUUAAAAGAUACAAGUUUUCCCUUAUUUUUUGUUUUAUUUUCACGUGUUGAUUUGUUUUAUUCGUUUCAUUUUCCAUACAUUUUUUGUGUUUAAAAUUCAAAGCCGAUUUUUGAUCACUGUGUGACAAGAAUCUACAAAAAAUAUAUAUUGCAAUUCAGUGUAAAUAAAUUUGUCUACUUUUUUUGUAAAAUAAAAGUUCGCCGGCAGAAAAGCCAUUUUGAAAAAGAAAAUCAUUGAAAAUGGCCACAAAGCUUGAUGAUAAGUCCUCCGAUAUACCGGAGAGACUUUAUGAUUCCACCAACAAUAGAACUUACAAACGUAUGCGGUUCUUUGGCAAGGGUGGUUUUGCAAAAUGCUAUGAAAUCAUUGAUGUGGUCACGAAUGAUGUGUAUGCUGGUAAAAUAGUUUCCAAGAAGCUAAUGAUGAAACACAAUCAAAAAGAGAAAAUGACCCAAGAGAUUACCAUACAUCGCAGCCUUAAUCAUCCCAAUAUUGUAAAGUUUCAUGGCUUCUUUGAGGAUAGUUCCAAUAUUUACAUAGUGCUGGAAUUGUGUAAGAAAAGAUCUAUGAUGGAGUUGCACAAACGUAGAAAAACUAUAACCGAAUACGAGUGUCGUUAUUACAUCUAUCAAAUCAUACAGGGUGUCAAGUAUUUGCACGACAAUCGCAUUAUACAUCGUGAUUUAAAAUUAGGCAAUUUGUUUUUGAACGAUAUGCUGCAUGUUAAAAUCGGUGAUUUUGGUUUAGCCACACGUAUUGAGUAUGAGGGCGAACGCAAAAAGACACUGUGCGGCACACCAAACUAUAUUGCCCCCGAGAUUUUAACCAAAAAGGGUCAUUCCUAUGAGGUGGACAUUUGGUCGAUCGGUUGUGUUAUGUACACUUUGCUGGUGGGCCAACCACCCUUCGAAACCAAGACCCUAAAGGAUACCUAUACGAAGAUUAAAAAAUGUGACUAUCGUGUACCCAGUUAUUUGCGUAAAUCUGCCGCCGAUAUGGUUAUAGCUAUGCUGCAAUCAAAUCCCGAAAGUCGUCCCACAAUUGGUGAUCUUUUACAUUUCGAAUUCUUAAGCAGUUCACCAGUGCCCACAUUCUUGCCCAGCUCUUGUCUAACCAUGGCACCACGUCUCGAGCUUAACGAGACCAUUGAUCAUGAGGCAGCCCAGCGUAAACCAUUGAGCGAAUUGAAUGGUCUUAAGGAUGAUACACGUCUAGAGUCAACAUUCCUUAAAAAUAAUCUGCAUGAUGCCAUAACGGCUUCGGCUCAAGCUUGUCGGCAUAAUGAAGAUUAUCGCAGCGACAUACAAAGUUUACAGCAACAGAUUACAAAUCUAUUAAAUGCUAAGCCCCGUUUAUUGCAAGGCAAUUUGGGUGAUGAAAAUACCGAUCCCGCGGCUCAGCCCUUGUUUUGGAUUUCCAAAUGGGUGGACUAUAGUGAUAAAUAUGGCUUUGGCUAUCAGUUGUGCGAUGAGGGUAUUGGUGUUAUGUUUAACGAUACCACUAAGCUUAUAUUGUUGCCAAAUCAAAUCAAUGUGCAUUUCAUUGACAAAGAAGGCAAGGAAUCCUAUAUGACCACUUCGGAUUAUGCCAAGACAUUGGAUAAAAAAAUGAAAUUACUCUCGUAUUUCAAGCGUUAUAUGACUGAACAUUUAGUUAAGGCGGGUGCCAAUAAUGUGAACUUUGAGUCUGAUCAAAUAUCACGUAUGCCACAUUUACAUUCCUGGUUUAGAACCACCUGUGCCGUGGUCAUGCAUUUAACCAAUGGCACUGUUCAGUUAAAUUUCUCGGAUCAUAUGAAAAUUAUUUUAUGUCCCCGCAUGAGUGCUAUAACAUAUAUGGAUCAUGAAAAGAAUUUCCGUACUUAUCGCUUCUCCACCAUUAUACAACAUGGCUGCUCAAAGGAUUUAUAUCAGAAAAUACGUUAUGCCCACGAAAAACUUAGUAAAAUGAUGGAAAAAAUGUUCUUUUAAGCUAUUUUUCUUUUUUUUUUAAUUAAAUUGUUCAUAUUGUUCAAUAUCAUUUACAUUGAAGCAUUCAAUUUCUAUGUUUUUUUUUAUAAAUUAUUUUCUUUAAGUUUUACCCAAAUUGUUAAACUAAGAAAUGAAAUUAAUUUGUGCAAGUGAUUUAUUGCUUGUUUAUUUUGCUGUAACAGAAAUUAUCUUGUGUCUUGUUAAAUUUUAUUUAAUGUUUAUAUUAUUUAUUUUCUGUUUAUUCACUUCAUCAUUCCUGUUCAUUUGCCUCAUGUACGUACUAUGUUCUUUUUCCUUUUUAUAUAUAUAUAAACGAUAUUUAAUGGAAACACAAGAAAGGAGUAUGCUUAUUUGAUUUUAAUAAUAAUUAUUUUAUUUUUGUAAGAUUUGUUAUUUUAGUGUAUUUUUAUUUACUUAUAUAUAAAUUCGCCUAUCGUCAUACGUAUUAUUUUGUAGUUGUCGCAUCAUUUAAAAAUAAAUUUAAUCAAUCCUUAAAAAAAUUCUAAAAAGCUUAUUUAAAAAUCUAAUCUAUUCACACGCCCCCAUACAUACAUUUUUUUUUUAUAUAUAUAAAUAAAGAAUAAACUUAAGUUUUACUUAAUAAAAAAAAAAAAACAAA